Messenger RNA from Empidonax traillii (willow flycatcher), 748 nucleotides. Its product is annotated as ribosome-releasing factor 2, mitochondrial-like. Gene Ontology annotation, cellular component: mitochondrion. NCBI's taxonomy places the organism in Eukaryota, Metazoa, Chordata, Aves, Passeriformes, Tyrannidae. The transcript has 6 exons. The coding region runs from base 61 to 702 and encodes 213 amino acids. The record is from RefSeq and is a predicted model, not a curated record. Gene Ontology annotation, molecular function: GTP binding; GTPase activity. Gene Ontology annotation, biological process: mitochondrial translation; ribosome disassembly.
AAAAGUUAUUCCACUAAACCCAAUGUUUUCGCUUUAUGCAGAAUCCGAAACAUUGGCAUUAUGGCCCACAUUGAUGCAGGCAAAACUACGACAACAGAGAGAAUGCUCUAUUAUUCUGGAUAUAUAAGAACACUUGGAGAUGUUGAUGAUGGAGACACGGUGACAGAUUUUAUGGUACAAGAGCGAGAACGUGGCAUUACCAUUCAAUCUGCUGCGGUUACAUUUGACUGGAAGGAUUACCGAAUCAAUCUGAUUGACACCCCAGGUCAUGUGGACUUUACAGUGGAAGUUGAGCGUUGCUUAAGAGUCCUGGAUGGAGCAGUAGCAGUGUUUGAUGCUUCAGCUGGUGUUGAGGCACAGACUCUGACAGUCUGGAGACAAGCAGACAAACAUCAGAUACCACGAAUUUGCUUUUUAAACAAGAUGGACAAAAGCAGGGCAAGUUUUACGUAUGCUGUUGAGAGCAUCAAACAGAAGUUGAAGGCAAAACCUUUGCUCUUACAGUUGCCCCUCGGGGAAGCCAAGACCUUCAGAGGACUGGUUGAUAUUGUGACUAAAGAGAAAAUAAUUUGGAAACCUACAUCUGAUUUGGAUGAUGGAAAAAAUUUUGAGCGAAAGCUGCUACUGGAGGCUGAUGAUCCAAACCUGUUCCAAGAAGUCCGGGAUGCAAGAAAUACUUUAAUAGAACAAGUAAAGUUCUAAAGUAAAUGCAUAAUGUAUUUAAAACUGUUACUUAGAACAGUAGGAA